AGACCAAAAGUUUGCUUAAUAAAUAUCCAAAUUCCAAGUUAUGGGAGAUAAAAUGACGGACGUUUCUCAAUCACCGGAAAAGCGUGAAGAGGGGGCUUUUUCAGACUUAUACAUGUUCUUACUUUCCCGACACGUGCACAGAUACCCGGAAGAUGGAACCCAUAAGUCAUGGGUGCUUCCGCGGAUACUAGUGCUAUUCGCCAGUGGCGAUAUUGACCGAGUUAUAAAGCUGAUAACAGCCGAUUUGGAGCACCCGAUUGGGAGUGGAAUGAUCGUAACUGUUUUGGUAGAGGAGUCCAUAAGGGAAGAAGUGAUCAAGAAAAUCCGCGCCAACUUUAAGCCGAUGAAUGAGCGCAUUCAAAAUCAUCCAAACUAUCUAAAGUCGAUAAAACUUAUCGACCGAAUGAACUGCUCGACAAUACAUAUCGAGGAAUUCGAGGAAACUGAUAUAAAAAAACGAUAUGGACGGAGGAUGAAAGGAUCCCCUAUCAUAGUCUUGGACUUCCCUCAGUACUAUUUCGGCGACAAACCUUCGGCUGUUAUUACCUUGAGUACUUUCCGGACACUCAAUGAAGUGGUAAAACUAUACAAAAGGGAAGGCCUAAACUUCGAUUCCGUUUCCGUUUGGUCAUCGAAACUGGCUCAGUGCUUCGAUUUGCUGACCAGACUUCCGCAAGCUGAAAAAUGGUUCUUCAACUGCGUAAAUGAAAACGUGAAGAUGCCUAAAACUCAAGUCACUACAUCAGUUAUUGUCGAGGGGGGCUUUCACUAUGAGAUACAUGUCAUUCGGGACAAGACCAAGACUGUAGUGUUCCCAAUCACAGAAGAUGUCGGCUAUACGUUGCUAUAAAUAUAAGUAAUUUAUUGCUAAAAUAAUUAUUUAAAGGCAUUGUUUACCCAUUUA
This is a messenger RNA of Drosophila eugracilis, 904 nucleotides long. RefSeq lists its product as uncharacterized. NCBI's taxonomy places the organism in Eukaryota, Metazoa, Arthropoda, Insecta, Diptera, Drosophilidae. Bases 41 to 850 code for a protein of 269 amino acids. The record is from RefSeq and is a predicted model, not a curated record. The transcript has a single exon.